This is a messenger RNA of Sodiomyces alkalinus F11, 1758 nucleotides long. Its product is annotated as CTP synthase. Gene Ontology annotation, molecular function: identical protein binding; CTP synthase activity. Gene Ontology annotation, cellular component: cytoophidium; cytoplasm. The transcript is spliced from 11 exons. The coding region runs from base 1 to 1758 and encodes 585 amino acids. Gene Ontology annotation, biological process: pyrimidine nucleobase biosynthetic process; CTP biosynthetic process. NCBI's taxonomy places the organism in Eukaryota, Fungi, Ascomycota, Sordariomycetes, Glomerellales, Plectosphaerellaceae. The record is from RefSeq and is a predicted model, not a curated record.
AUGCGCAUUGUUCUCGUGAAUGGCGGCGUCAUCUCUGGCGUUGGCAAAGGUGAAAACUCUCUUACAGCCAGCAGCGCGGGGCUUCUGCUUAAGACUCUUGGCCUUCGCGUCACGGCCAUAAAGCUCGACCCCUAUUUGAAUGUGGAUGCCGGUCUUCUGUCCCCACUAGAGCAUGGAGAGUGCUUCGUUCUGGCCGAUGGAGGAGAGGCGGAUUUGGACCUUGGCAACUAUGAGAGAUAUCUUGGCAUUCAGCUGAGCCGAGACAGCAACAUGACCACAGGAAAGAUCUACCAGCAGGUCAUUCAAUCCGAGAGAGUGGGCAAUCCGAAGAGGCUGGGGAAAACCAUCCAAAUCGUCCCGGAUGUAACGGAUGCCAUUCAGGAAUGGAUCGAGAGAGUGGCCAAGAUCCCGGUGGAUGAUUCUGGCGAGGAGCCGGAUGUCUGUAUCGGUAUGUCCUCUGAUCUUGAAUCUGGUCCGUUCAUGGAGGCCCUGGUGCAGCUGAGGCACAAGCUUCAACGAGAUCCAAACCACGAAUUCAUGAGCAUUGCGGUGUCGUACUGCCCUGUGAUCAAUGGCGAGGAGAAGACCAAGCCCACGCAGAACGCUAUCAGGCAAAUGCGAAGUGCUGGUUUGUUCCCUGACGUGAUUGCUUGCCGUUGCGAGCAUCCCCUCAACGCCGCCACCAUCUCCAAAAUAGCCCGGAGUUGUCAACUCGACGACGACCAAGUCAUCGGCGUCCGAAACAUGGAGACCAUUUACCAGGUCCCGAUUCUUCUCCAAGAAGAGGGUCUGCUCAAGCUAUUGCAAAAGGGCCUGGGUCUCGACAAGCCCGUCCUGUCCCCAACCAUGGUCGAGAAGGGCCAGGCCCUGUGGGAUUUGUGGAAGAAGACGGUCGUUCCCGAGCGGCACCUGACACCGGUCAACAUCGUGUUGGUCGGCAAAUACGUCGUUCUGGAUGACGCCUACCUCAGUGUCCGCAAGUCACUCGAGCAUUCGGCCAUGCGAUGCAAACGGAAGCUGAACCUCGUCUCUGUCGAUGCCGAACACCUCGAGCACGAAAUGCAACAGAAGGACCCGAUCAAGUACCACGCCGCCUGGAAGGCCAUUUGCGAUGCCGAAGGAAUCAUCGUCCCCGGCGGCUUUGGCGAAAGAGGGACCGAGGGCAUGGUGGAAGUCAUCAAGUGGGCCCGAGAGCGAAAGAUCCCAUUCCUCGGUAUCUGCUUGGGCUUGCAGGUGGCCGUCAUGGAGUACGCCCGUAAUGUGUUGGCACUCAGGGGCGCCACGUCCGAAGAAUUCUCUGCGCAAGCAGAGCACCGGGUUGUCGUUUUCAUGCCGGAGGUAUCCAAGGAGCAAAUGGGCGGCACCAUGAGACUCGGCGCUCGGACAUCCCACUUCAAACCCGGCACCGAAUGGAGCAAGCUCCGGGCCAUGUACGGAGGCGCGGACGUUAUCGAGGAGCGCCAUCGACAUCGCUACGAGGUGAACCCAGAGUACAUUGAGCAGUUCGAGAAGGGCGGACUUGCCGUCACCUCCCUCGACGACCAGGGCGUGCGAGUCGAGUCCGUUGAAAUCCAGGAUCACCCUUUCUUUGUCGGAGUACAAGCCCAUCCCGAAUUCACCAGCAAGGUCCUGAAUCCUUCUCCCCCCUUGCUUGGCCUUGUGGCGGCAAGUGCGGGAUGCCUCGACCAGAUGAUUGAGGCAGCCCGUGAGUGGAAGGAAGGUCUCGCGAACGGAACUGGUGAAGCCGCCCAUUUCUGA